AUGCGCGUUCUGCCCAGUUCGAUCGGCAACGGGAGCGGAAAGAGGAAAGCUGAGAGCCCGAAGGCAGUAAGCCCCCACCACCGCCGGCCCAGGUUACCAUCUAGCACCGGGAAAAAUAGCAGAGAGCCGCCGCCGGCAGAAGCCAUUACCAACGAGUAGUAAGCAUGAGCAGCGAGGCCGAGACACAACAACCUUCGCAGCCUGCUGCGGAUGCGGAGAGCCCAUCCAGCCCGACAGCCGCAGCUUCCGCGGGGGAUAAGAAGGUCAUCGCAACAAAAGUCUUGGGUACAGUCAAAUGGUUCAACGUCAGGAAUGGAUAUGGUUUCAUCAACAGGAAUGAUACAAAGGAGGAUGUAUUUGUACACCAGACGGCCAUUAAGAAGAACAACCCGAGGAAAUAUCUCCGCAGUGUUGGAGAUGGAGAAACUGUGGAGUUUGAUGUAGUCGAGGGAGAGAAGGGAGCAGAGGCAGCUAAUGUCACUGGCCCAGGAGGCGUCGCAGUCCAGGGAAGCAAGUACGCCGCAGACAGGAACCGCUAUCGGCGCUAUCCACGAAGGAGGGGCCCUCCCCGCGGCGGAGACUACCCAGAGAACUACCAGAGCGACGAAGGCGAGUCUGGAAGCGGAGGACGUGACAAGAGCAGAGAGGGGGGAGACAUCGCCCCCGAGGGAGACUCGCAGCCACAGCAGCGCAGACCAGGUUACCCUGGCAGACGGCGCUACCCGCCAUACUUUGUACGUAGACGCUACGGCCGUCGGCCCCCGUACACCAACGCACCACGCGGAGAGAUGACUGAGGGAGGUGAGGGUGACGAAGCCCCGGUAGGUCCAGACCAGGGUAACAAACCAGUGAGGCAGAACUAUUACAGAGGCUUCCGACCAAGGUUCAGACCAACAAGGGGUCCAUCCCGUCCCAGACCGGUGCAGGACGGCGAGGAGGACAAGGAGAAUCAGGGCGGCGAAGGUGGACAGAAUCAGCAGCCCCGCCAGCGGCGCUACCGUCGUAACUACAACUACCGCCGCAGACGCCAACAGACUGGUGGCAAACCUGGCCCGGAAAACAAAGAGGCCAAGACAGGAGGUGACCCAUCUGCAGAGAAAACGUCCGCUCCCGAGGCCCAGCAGGGUGGGGCUGAGUAGGAAACAACCUGCACACCGGCACCUACCAUCUUGUACCAUCGUCCGGUUUUUCGUUUGUCAACAAGAAGAAACAUCAAACAAGAUCUGAGCAAUAAAGAUUUGACUCUAAGACCGUCACAAGCUUGCACCAUGCAUUUGACCAGAUUACCACUGAUUGCCUGCAGAAUCUAUGCAGACUUGUGUUUUCUUUUCCCAUUAUUUUUUUGUGACAGCUACAAAACAUUUUGGGGAAACAACAAAUGUUUUUCUAAAUCUGUCCUAAGUUUUUACACCAAAUGGUUUUUAAAGACAAAAAAUUGAAAUUUGAUAUCUGGUCAGUUUGACAUUUUUAAAUAACUUUUUAUGUAUUCAGACAUUUUAACAAAAUGCAAGCUCAAAUAAAUCUUCAGAAACCAGGAAAA
This is a messenger RNA of Girardinichthys multiradiatus, 1540 nucleotides long. It is a transcript of the gene ybx1, whose product is annotated as Y box binding protein 1. Gene Ontology annotation, cellular component: nucleus. The transcript has 8 exons. Lineage: Eukaryota; Metazoa; Chordata; Actinopteri; Cyprinodontiformes; Goodeidae. The coding region runs from base 165 to 1139 and encodes 324 amino acids. The record is from RefSeq and is a predicted model, not a curated record. Gene Ontology annotation, molecular function: nucleic acid binding. Gene Ontology annotation, biological process: regulation of gene expression.